Messenger RNA from Pollicipes pollicipes, 4862 nucleotides. RefSeq names its product transcriptional activator cubitus interruptus (gene ci). Gene Ontology annotation, cellular component: nucleus. Gene Ontology annotation, molecular function: DNA-binding transcription factor activity, RNA polymerase II-specific; RNA polymerase II cis-regulatory region sequence-specific DNA binding. The transcript is spliced from 16 exons. Bases 185 to 4120 code for a protein of 1311 amino acids. The record is from RefSeq and is a predicted model, not a curated record. Lineage: Eukaryota; Metazoa; Arthropoda; Thecostraca; Pollicipedomorpha; Pollicipedidae. Gene Ontology annotation, biological process: regulation of transcription by RNA polymerase II.
GCAGUUAAACGCGGUCGCCCGCCGGGUUGGUCGCCGCCGCGCGCCAGCAGGGACGCUGUGUUCGGGCCGGUGGGGCGCCGCCGAGGGCUGUGCGUGUGUGCGUGACACUGUACUCGACGGAUACUGUUGGUUAUGACCGCGAGUGAUGGUGGCGCGGCUAUCAGCUUUAUGACCCAUUGGAACUAUGCAGGAAAGGAAAGGCCUGCCAACGCAGCUCCCAUCAGCGUUCGCAGCGUUCCACUCUCCGCUGACGGAACCGGCGCGCGGCCUGGCGCAUGACCCGCGCCUCCUCUGGGACCCGGCUCGCUUUCACCUGCACUCGCACAUCGCCGCUGGGCUGCCGGGCGGCGCGGCUGUGGACCUGUCGCUGCUGCAGCGCUCCGUCGACCUGCACGCGGCUGCCUACCGGGCGCAGCAGGCCCAGUACGAGCAGCUCUACCCGUCACCCACCUCGUCACUUCGCGGUCUCUCGCCGGUCGGCUCGACGCGAGGUCUGAGCACGCACGACUACCUCGCCACAAUGUCGGCGCUGGGUCAGAGGUCGCUGACCGAGUACCCAGGCGCCCCCAGCCUGGUCGGCUCCGACUUCUCGCUCAAUCUGGACGGGUCACGCCUGUCGCUGAGCCCGCGGCACGGCCGCAAGAGGCCGCUCUCCUCCACGUUCUCCGACUCGUUCGACCUCAGCUCGAUGAUCCGGUUCUCGCCAAACUCGCUCGUCCCACUGCCCGUGAUGAACGGCUCGCGCUGCUCGUCGGCCAGCGGCAGCUACGGACAUCUGUCGGCAGGCACGGCGGGCGCCAUCAGCCCGGCGCUGGGCAUGCACCCGGGCAUGCCGCCGGCCCACCUGCAGCAGCUGCAGGCGCACCUGAUGUCGCGAGGCUCGCCGUACCUGGCCGCUCAGGCGCACUCGGCCUCACUGCUGCCGGCGGCGGCGGCGGCGGCGGCGGCAGCGGCGGCGGCCGCGGCGCAUGGCCAGCACCCCCUGUUCGGCAUGCCGCCCUACACGGGCCUCACGCUCGACAGGAAGGAGGAGCAGCCCAAGGUGUCUCCGGACACGUCGACGCAGGAGGGCGCGUCCCGCGGCGUGACGGUGAAGCGGGAGGUGAGCUCGACCAGCGGCGCCACGCCGGAGCGGACCGACGACGAGCCGCCCGAGGACUUCAUCGUCACACACUGCGACUGGGAGGACUGCGGACGCGACUACGACCUGCAGGCCGACCUCGUCAAGCACGUCAACAACGACCACAUAUCGGCCAACAAGAAGUCGUUCAGCUGCCGCUGGAAGGACUGCCCCCGGGAACAGAAGCCGUUCAAGGCCCAGUACAUGCUGGUCGUCCACGUGCGCACCCACACAGGCGACAAGCCCAACAAGUGCUCGUUUGAGGGCUGCAACAAGCGGUACAGCCGGCUAGAGAACCUGAAGACGCACCUGCGCAGUCACACGGGCGAAAAGCCGUACGCCUGCGAGUUCCCCGGCUGCAACAAGGCCUUCAGCAACGCCUCCGACCGCGCCAAGCACCAGAACCGCACCCAUUCCAACGAGAAACCGUACGUGUGUAAGGUGCCCGGCUGCACCAAACGCUACACGGACCCCAGCUCGCUCCGCAAGCACGUCAAGACCGUGCACGGACCGGAGUUCUACAAGAACAAGCGGCACAAGGGCCUGCCGGAUGACGGCGGCGCGGCCGGCUACGGCAGCCCCGGCGACGACAACAAGCUGACCAGCGUCAGCAGUCCGAGCGUGAAGUCUGAGGACGCCGCGUCGCCCGGGAUGCAGGUCCGCUCACCGGGAGAGGGCGGCGGCGGCGCCGGCGGCGGCGGGGGCGGCGGCGGCGGCCACGGCCACGGCUCCACGCCCGAGCAGCCCAUCAGCGACAACAACGUCAGCACCACCAACGGCGUCUCCGCCGUGGAAGCACCCUGGGAGAUCCCCGAGCACGAGGAGAUUGAGGUGCCGCUGGAGCCGCUGGCAGUUCAGGCGGCGGUGGGCGCCAAUGGGGCCAAGAACGUUACGUCGCCCGCCGCCCUGCUGCACAACGGUGGUCGCGGGCCCAACCUCAUGGACAUCAACUACCGGCUGCAGCACAUGCGAGUGUCGGGCGGCCCGGCGGGUUGCGUGCCGCGCCGCCACAGCUACGACUCCGCGCCGCGGCCCGACCUGACGUGCCGGCCGCCCGCCGACGGUGGCGCCACCACCCUGCUCGAUCCGCGCCGCGACAGUGGCGCCACCGUCAGCACUUACUACGGCAGCUGGAGUAGCGCGCAGCAGAGCCGGCGCGCGUCGCAGCUGUCUCAGGCGUCGGCGGCCGGCUGCGUAGCGCCGCCAGCCGGUAGCCUGUAUGACCCCAUCUCGGCGGACGUGUCGCGCCGCUGCUCAGGCAUGUCGUCCGCCUCGGCCACGCCCAGCCAGCUGAGCGCUGGCAUGGCGGCCCAGCUACAGCGGCUCCACCGGCGCAGCUUCGUCAACCAGCAGAUGGGCAGCAUGGCCAACCUCGUGGUCCAGUCGCAGUCGCAGUGUCACGCGAUGGAGGCGCGCGGCCUGCCGGGCCGGCCAGCCUCAGUCUCUGCCGGCGGCGAGCAGCGGCGCGCCUCGGACCCCGUGCGCCCCAUGGGCCGACCUCCGCGCGCCCGCCGCCACCCCAACCAGGAGGUGGUGCUGGAUGAGCUGUCCGAGGAUCAGUACGUCGAGGACCGGCUGGUCAUCCCGGACGAGAUGGUCAGCUACCUACAGCAGACGAAUGCGACCGGCCAGCCCGGAGCGGGAGCGGCCCAGCCUGGCUCGGCGCCCACCAACGCCAACCAGACGAGUCCUCGCCACCACCACACGCAGCCGAGUCCGGCCUACAGCAACCAGCCCAUCAACAGCCCUGCCUACAGCAACCAGCCUGUUAACAGUCCCGCCUACAGCAACCAGCCCAUCAACAGCCCUGCCUACAGCAACCAGCCUGUUAACAGUCCUGCCUACAGCAACCAGCCCAUCAACAGUCCUGCCUACAGCAACCAACCCGUCAACAGUCCUGCCUAUAGCAACCAACCCAUCAACAGUCCUGCCUACAGCAACCAGGCGGUCGCCAGCCCGUUCAAUGGCCAGCUGGGCUCGCCGGCGUACCAGCCAGCGCCGGGCUUCGGCCAGCAGCCGGUGGCCAGCCCGGCUGCGGCCGCCACAGCCGGCGUCUGUCAGCAGCAGGCGGCCCAGCAGGUGCAGAUGGGCUGCCAGAUACCCAUGCACGGCUGCCAGACGCUGCAGGCCCAUCAGCAGCAGCAACAGCAGCAGCAGCAGCAGCAGCAACAGCAGCAACAGCAGCAAUAUCAACAGCAGCAACAGCAGCAACUUCAGCAGCAGCAACAGCAGCAACAGCAGAUGCAGCAACAGCAGCAGCAGCAGCAACGUCAACAGCAGAUGCAGAUGCAGCAACAGCAGCAGGUAGCUGGUGCCGCCAUGUGCCAGGGCAUGGGGCAGUGGCAGCAGGGUCAGGCUGGGCCGCACGCGUGCGCGCCGGGUUACCACUGCCAGCCGGGCUACAUGCAGCAGCAGCACCAGCAGCAGCAGCAGGGGUACCCUGCGCAACAGCCGGUACCGGCGUCGGUGCUGACCGGCGGUGUCGUACAUGCCUGCGGCCAUCCGGCCCAGCCGAACCUGGCGCCGAUGGCGUACCAGCAGCCGUGCGCGGGCUGCCAGCAGGCGGUGCACCAGCAGUGGGCCGCCGGCUACCCGGGCUACGGCACCGGGCCGGCAGCAGCACCGGCAGCAGCAUGUCAGCAGCAGCAGCAUCAGCAGCAGCAGCACCAGCAGCAGCACCAGCAGCGAUCUCAGGCACGGCCCAAGGUCGAGCCGGCCGGCCGGACGUACAUGAACGCCGAUAGCUACCACCGGACGCUCGAGUACGUGCAGCGGUGUAAAAAGUGGAGUGGCGCAGAGCCGAGCGCUGGCGCCGGCGCCGGCGCCGGCGCCGCGCCCGCCUCCGCCCCCGCGCCGCCGGCCGCCUACAGCGCCGCCGCCAGCGACGUGUCGGUCAUGGACAGCGCUAGCAACGUGGUGCCGCGCCCCAACAUGGCCGUGCACGACAUGAGCUCCGCCAUGACGGCGCUGGCGCGCGAGAACCGGUACCUGCACAUGUGAGCGCCGGCCGCGCCGGCGUCGGGCGUCGCCCUGUUGAUAUUGAGGUAGUGAGGGGGCGGGGCGCCCCCUCGGAGAUCUCCACUGUGAGCGUGUGUAAGAUAGAGCGGCGGGCUGGCUCGCGCCAUUCCAGCCGCGCCGCCCGCCGAGUACCGUGUGCCAAACGGCCGGCCGGGGCGCGACCGGGCCGGAGGCGCUGCCCCCGACCCCGCCCGAGGGCACGGCGCGUGCGCCCCGGGUCGCCGACCGGGCUCGGGCCGCCCGCCCCGGCGUAACGUGACAUGUUGACCUCGCUUGUGUCAUGCCACCUGUCGUGAGCGUACCGUUCUGUGGGAACAGAGAACCCCGCUCUGGUGGCGCCGGAGCGACUCGGAACGGCGUGGGGAUAGACUCGUCAUUUUUAAGGCCUGACGUCGUAGUGCUCGACUGUGUCAGUAGAGAUCCAUUGAGAGAGAUUGAUGCCCUUUUCCGCAAACCGAAGUUCUCGCCGCAUUGACUGCGCCCUGUUGCAGACACGUUCUUUUUACGUUAUGUCACUCAACAACCUACGUUGUUUAAUUCUGCCCCAAGCUCCAAAGCAAAUGUUGACAUGUUCCUUUAGUAGUCGGGCGCGGCCAGAUGUUGGGUUUUACGAGCGGCGGGGCAGCGGUGCCAAACAUUGUGCCUCUUGUUGGGUCCCCAUGUGAAAAGGGAACAUGUGAAAUAUUGACGUCAUGUACAUGCUAUAUGAUUUAUCGUGAAACAA